Carassius auratus (goldfish) is the source of this 2886-nucleotide messenger RNA. RefSeq names its product cytochrome P450 2B19-like. Gene Ontology annotation, biological process: xenobiotic metabolic process. Gene Ontology annotation, molecular function: heme binding; iron ion binding; oxidoreductase activity, acting on paired donors, with incorporation or reduction of molecular oxygen, reduced flavin or flavoprotein as one donor, and incorporation of one atom of oxygen. The transcript has 9 exons. The coding region runs from base 26 to 1525 and encodes 499 amino acids. NCBI's taxonomy places the organism in Eukaryota, Metazoa, Chordata, Actinopteri, Cypriniformes, Cyprinidae. The record is from RefSeq and is a predicted model, not a curated record. Gene Ontology annotation, cellular component: intracellular membrane-bounded organelle; cytoplasm.
UUUGUCUUGCAAUUAAUUUGUCAUCAUGUGGACGACUCUGAUGAAGUUAGACCUGACCUCUGUUUGCCUGGCUCUGUUUCUGGGCUUGAUCUUUAUGGUUCUGUUUGAGAUCUUUAGGAUUAAUUCACACAGAGGUCAAUUUCCACCUGGUCCCAGACCGCUGCCUUUUGUGGGAGUGUUACCACAGGCCAUAAAGAAGCCAAUGGAGUCCUUAAGAUCUGUGUCACAAUAUGGAGAGAUCUCUACUAUCUAUAUCGGAAGAAAGCCAGCAAUAAUCCUAAAUACAAUCCAGGUCACUAAGGAAGCAUUGGUUCAGGAAGCUUUUUCUGGAAGACCAUCUUUGCCUCUUUUUGAAUGGAUAACUAACGGACUUGGUAUUUUAAUGGUCACGUUUGGUCACUCCUGGAGACAGCAGAGGCGCUUUGCUCUGCACACACUCAGGAAUUUUGGCCUGGGGAAGAAAUCAGUAGAAGAUCGUGUGUUAGAGGAAAGCCGUUAUCUGAUUGCUGAAAUGCUUAAAGAAGAAGGCAAGCCUAUGGACCCACAGCAUGACAUACAGAAUGCGGUUUCUAACAUUAUCUGUUCAAUCGUCUUUGGAGAUCGCUUCGACUAUGAUAACAAACACUUCUCAUACCUUCUGAAAAUCUUGAAUGAAUACUCCAUGCUUUUAGGGUCAGUUGCGGGACAGAUUUUCAACUUAGUCCCCUUCAUCAAGCAUUUCCCUGGACCACACCAAAAGGUCAUGAAGAACGCCACUGAGUUAUUGGGUUUCAUCCGGGACGAAGUAAGAGAACACAAAGAAACUCUGGAUCCAGACAGCCCUCGAGACUUCAUUGAUGCCUACCUGCUGGAGAUCGAGAAACAAACGUCAAACGAGGGCUCCACGUUUCAUGAGGAGAACAUGGUUAUGUCAACACUUGACCUGUUUCUGGCUGGAACCGACACCACAACCACCACCAUCAGAUGGGGUCUCCUCUUCUUGAUUCAAAACCCAGAUGUACAAGAGCAAUGUCAUGAGGAGAUUGUUCGGGUGCUGGGUUACGACCGCUUGCCCAGCAUGGAUGACCGUGACAAACUACCGUACACAUACGCCACUGUUCACGAGAUUCAGCGCUGUGCCAACAUUGUACCCUCUGGCGCUGUUCAUGAAACAACUCAGCCCACAAAACUACGAGGAUACGACAUUCCCAAGGGAACUAUGAUCAUGACAAACUUAGAGGCAAUUUUCAGUGAUAAGAAGCACUGGAAGCAUCCGGACGCCUUUAACCCGGAGAAUUUCUUGGAUGAGAAUGGGAACUUCUUCAAACCAGAGUCUUUCAUCGCCUUCUCAUUGGGUCCGAGGGUCUGUCUCGGGGAGACUCUGGCGAGGACCGAGCUCUUCUUGUACAUCACGUCUCUCCUACAGCGGAUUCAAUUCUCCUGGCCACCAGAGGCACAGUCCAUAGACAUGGAUGGGGUCAUGGGUCUCGUCCGCUAUCCUCAGAACUUCAGCAUCAUCUGCCGCAGCAGAGAUACCAAAGAGUGACCAUCAGUAACCCCAAAAACAACAUACAGACAUCAUUAGGCCAUCAUACUUACUGAAGAACAAAGCUGCUGAGACACACAAGAGCAUCUUGGCUCAUCUAAAUCAUCGUCUAUAUCUGUUAUUUUAUUUUUAGAACAAUUUUCAGGUAAUUCUGAUUAAAGGAACACAAAUAUUUAAUUUUCAGUUGAAACAGCAUAAAAAAUGACUGAUGCAUCUUUAUAGUUAUGAACAUUUAUUUUAGCAUAAGCAAAUAAUUGUGUGUUUGUGCAAUCAAAUGUUAAGUUAAAUUUAACUUGUUUGGAUCAGUAAGUUUGACAGCUUGAUGUCAUAGAAUGGUGACAUCAUUGCGUAACCAUGACGCAAAAUGAAUUAAUUAAUUCCCCAGGAAUGCAUAAGCUGAUAUUUUAUAUCUAACAUGUUCUGUAAGCUGCUUUGUAUGCUGCCAAGAAAAUGUAGUUAUAAGGUUAAGCUGAUAAAGUGUUCUGUUCUUCUGCAUACAGUUCAAGGUUUAGUCUCACCUUAGUGAGAGUUGUCUUCUAUCGAAGCUUUGUCUAAGAACUAAAGGCUGACAUUUUUGAGGGGAAUCCCGCGGGUCACAGGAAUCAGAAACAAAAUCACUAUUAAUCAUGUGAUUGGAACGGGACAGGAAAAAAUGUCAGCGGGAGUGGGUGGGACUGGGAAUCGUAAUAACACUGAUACCCAACUUUAUACACAAAUAUACCUUUUAUAUAAAUAAAUUAUAAACUGCAUAUUUUAAUUUCGAACUCAAUUCUAGUUGCCCUGUCUCUUUAUGCUCUCCUCCUGUUUGCUUUGGUGUGGCUGGUUAAGUGAAUGAUGUACACAGUCCAUGACUGACGUAUCGUUAACGGCUGGUCUAUGUGGUACAUUGGGCAGGACAUCCAAAAGCCCACCUAUCAUUCAUCGAGCUCAGAUAUAGUUUUUCAUCUGAAAGAUGUAUGUAGUAAAAACUUUACAUGGCUGCUCAAUCUACCGUAAUGUUAAUGUGCGCUAUUGAAGUGUGUGCGGAAACUUAACAGCAGCGGGCUCACAGCAGGACAGAUUGCUCUUAAAAUACUCUGUAAUUGUUGGUCAUACAGUACAUCUUUUGAAUCUUUAAAGACUACGUUUAUUUGUGUUCACUCAGAAUGACAACAAAAUGUUGAGCUUCUGUAAAAUAAUUCAAGCAAACAGGAUGUGUGUGAACUUGAGCGAGAAACUUCAAAACUCUGUGUAUGAAAAAGAAAUCAAUAGAGAAUAAAAUGUCUGCUACAGAAUACUUGCGCUAGCAUGGAUGAUUUACAUGAAAUAUAAUGUGUGCAAUACACACUAUGCAUUGUUUAAGAUGGCUUUCAGUUCAAUAA